CUUAUUAAUUCCCUUGAGGCAAGCGAUUACAGAAAAUGUGCCAUCCGCGCAUCCACCUGCUGCCCAUGUAUAUUUACAUAUAGGUUUAAAUAUUAAAAUGUUUUCAUUAAGCAGACGCUUUUAUUCAAUACAACUUACAAAUGAGGGAGAAUUUAACAUUUUGAGUCAACAAGGUUUAAACACUGCAGUGCACAAUGAUAUCACGUACAAACGAGAACAUGAUUAAAUCUUUUUGAAUAUUUUUGCUACAUUGUAAAGGGUAUCCACAGUUGAACUCUUAUACUGAGGGUUGUUUUAAAAUAAAUGCAUUGGUACUUAUUUAACGCAUGAUGUCCCACUCGCCUACAAUUCCCAUGAUGCUACUGGCGGUCAAAUAUAAACAUUUCCGCUGACGUCAUCUUCACUAGCGCGAGUCACAGCAUGAAAUUGCAACAAAUGUUACGAGUUCAGACUUUACUUUUUUUAAACUGGGUUUUAUUUGUCGAUUCGUUUGGUCUCGUUAACGACAGUGUUUCAGUCGUAGACUAGUUUAAAGGGAAAGUGCUGUACGCUGUAGGCUAUCGAUUAAAAAACAUGAAAAGCUUGCAGUCGUAGAAUUGCAACCUUUCACAAUAGUACGUAUAGAGCUACUGCGAUACUUUUUUAUGAUUGACGAUUCGUUUGACACUUGCCUUCAGGUAACACACGAAGAACAGACUCCAAUUGUGCCAGCUGGUAUCCGGGAGCGAGUUAAGCUCCACCCUUUCUCUCUUAACCCUUAUGAACUCUUCUUAAAACCACCAAAUUUCCCUACUUUGAAGGCGGAUCAUUUGUUUAAACAUGUUUACACCAGUGUCAGUGAAAGUAAAAAAAGUAAAGUGUGUAAAUAUACACAUCUGGAGUUCAGAUUAUAGACCAAACAUUUCUAGAGCGAAAAAGUGUACAAUAUGCAUAUGUCAGAUGUUACAAAAUUAAUAUUUUAAAUAUUUUGAAAAUAUGUUUUGUUGUGCAAAUUCUGAACAAAAAAAUAUUUUAAUAUGUAAAAACACAUUUAAAAGACAUUUCACAAUAUGUCUUUGACAUCUUGUGCACAAUUGGUACCUUUCACUUGGCUACAAAGAAUGUACAGAAAUACGAUCCCAUCCCCUAUAGAUUCAGCAUCAGGAGUAGAUAAUUUGUUAAAGAUGUGUGGUUGUGAGGUUGUACAUUACAACUCCGCUAGGGGUGAUUUCUUUAGAAGUGCUAGUUUCUCAGAGUAAACAGAAGUGCGGCAAAAUGACAAAGUACCAUAUGGAGGGUGUAAAUGCACAACACGACCGAAUUUAAACACGACAUGUACGCUUAAUGAUGUGUUAAAUACUGAAAGGGGAGGGCUGUACUGCACUGUACUUUGUGAGAUAACGAUAAACCAAACGAUAUAGAGUUGUGUCUGCUUCUGGUCGGCUUUAAAAUGGCUAGACGAAAAGAAAGGGUUUGCUUGUUUAUAAUCCUGGCGAUAUGUGUUUUUAUCGUAGUUAUUGUCAUUAUUAUGCGUGGCUUAAGAGAGCGAUGCUCCGACGGACUUUACAAACAUGCAGCAGUCGCGGCGGAUUCAGAGACAUGUUCAAAAAUCGGCCGAGAUAUACUGCAGUCAGGCGGAUCAGCGGUAGAUGGCGCCAUUGCUACUUUGCUGUGCACGUCAAUCAUAAAUCCUCAAAGUAUGGGCAUUGGUGGAGGAUCUAUAUUCACAAUAAUGGAGAAAGGAGGCAAAGUGAGAAUCAUCAGUUGCAGAGAAACUGUCCCAAAAGUUGUUAAGUCGAACCUUCUUGCAGAAUGUUCAGGAACGUUUCAGCCGAUGUCAGGUGCUCAGUGGAUUGGUGUUCCCAUUGAGAUUCGUGGCUAUGAGCGAGCACAUAAACUUUACGGACGCCUGCCGUGGGCCAGUUUAUUUGAGCCCACUAUAAAGAUGGCUAGAGAGGGCGUCCCUGUUGGAGAUGUGCUCGCCCGAUUUCUGCCAGUUCUUUUAAAGGAGAACCCAGAAUCACCACUACGGCAGUUAUUCCAGAAUGAACAAGGGAAACUGUUAGAAAAGGGAGACAUUGUUAGAUUUGAGAAACUAGCAGAUACGUAUGAGACUAUUGCCAAACAUGGAGCAGAUGCUUUCUAUGCUGGAGACACUGGAAAAGACUUGGUCAGUGAUAUACAAGCAGCAGGUGGGACAAUUUCUAUGGAGGACUUGAAGUCUUCCAAGGUGUACGAAUCAGAUGCCUGGGAAGUCACUUUAGGACAUUAUGACAUGUACUUCCCUCCUCCACCAGCAGGGGCUGCUAUACUUAGCUUUAUACUCAACAUCAUGCUAGGUUAUAACCUAAGCCCAGAAUCUCUUCAAGGAAAAGAAAACAUUUUAACAUACCACCGUUAUGUAGAAACCUGUAAAUUUGCCAACGGACUCAAAAAGUUCAUAAAAGAUCCCAACUUUGCUUCACAAACGGAAGCAGUGGAGAUUAUUCAGAAGCAUUUUGCUGACAAAGUGAGAGCAAAAAUCAACCCUGACCGCACUCAUGAUAUCAGCUACUACAACGUGACUCCAUUCCUGGAUUCACACGGCACGACUCAUGUGUCUGUGCUGGCUGAGGAUGGUAUGGCUGUCUCUGUGACCAGCACUAUUAACUACAUAUUUGGAUCCAGAGUUUUCUCACCCAAAACAGGCAUCCUCCUCAACAAUGAACUGGUGGACUUCUGUGGGAAAUCAGAUCAAAUGUAUCCUGGGGAGCAGCCACCUUCCUCCAUGUCUCCAGUAAUCCUCUACUCCCCAUCUGAGAAGCACACAGUGGUCAUAGGGGCAUCAGGGGGAGGCAUGAUAACAACCGGUCUGGCACUGACCCUUAUGAACUUCCUGUGGUUUGGCAAGAACCUUGAAGAUUCAAUCGCUGCCCCUGUGGUGUAUGUGGACUCCAAAAACGUUCUCAACUUUGAGCCCUCCUUUGACAAGGAAGUCAUAGAGGCACUUAACAAGACUGGACACAAGUUUAAAUUCCCACAGAUAUUUUAUAAUGUGGUUAAUGCAGUAUCAAAGGAAAACAACUGCAUAGAGGCCGUAUCUGACUUAAGGAAAAUGGGAAAAGCUGCAGGCUACUGACCUGAAGUGCAGCUGGAGACUCAUAUACUCAGCUUGAUCCAUCUAUAGUACUCGGUGUUUGGAGUAUGUGAAUGUUAAGGACAAUCAAUGUGACCCAGUGUGUGAAAACCCUAGAGUCAUUUUUGGUGAUUUAUAGUUUCCACAUAAAAACAUACAUAAUUGUAAAUCUUGAUAUCUUUAAUAUUGACUAAGUUAAGGUCAUAACAAAGAUUGAAGUAAAUUGCUGAAAACAAACCUUGAUGUUCAAAAUUUCAUAAUUUUACACAGACAGGGUCACAAUAUAUACUUCCCAUACAGAUCAUAUAAAUGUAUAAUAUUGUGAAAAUGUUUAAUGGAUUGGAAGUACUCACACACAUGUAUAUACUGUAUAUGUAGUACUGUCUAUAUAUAAAGUAGGCAAAUGCUUUUUUCUAAUAGUUUGCAUAUAGGGAAAAAUGAAAACAUACUUGAAAGCAGUGUUUGAGUUUUUACACUCACCAUAUUGUCUGGAUAAUGUUAAUUUUGUGCUGUCUAACUGAGCAGACUAAUUUAUCUUUUUUUAAAGCUGUGACGGGGACAGUAAUAUCUGCCUCCAAUGUUUCUCCUCAGCAGGUAUAAUAAUUUCGUUCCUAUUUUUUGUUGUUAUGAAAGAACUAGAAGAUAUGAAGCAGCCUUUAUACGA
Misgurnus anguillicaudatus (oriental weatherfish) is the source of this 3758-nucleotide messenger RNA. It is a transcript of the gene ggt5a, whose product is annotated as gamma-glutamyltransferase 5a. The record is from RefSeq and is a predicted model, not a curated record. Gene Ontology annotation, molecular function: leukotriene-C(4) hydrolase activity; glutathione gamma-glutamate hydrolase. Lineage: Eukaryota; Metazoa; Chordata; Actinopteri; Cypriniformes; Cobitidae. Gene Ontology annotation, cellular component: plasma membrane. Gene Ontology annotation, biological process: inflammatory response; glutathione catabolic process; leukotriene D4 biosynthetic process.